AUGGAUCGCGAAGAGAAACUUGAUAAACGUAUAGCCUUUACAGUGAGCGGGAAAGUCCAAGGAGUCAAUUUCCGCUGGUUCACGCAGAAGAAAGCGAGGGCACUUGGUGUUGUUGGUUGGGUACGCAAUACGGAUGAUGGAAAAGUAAAGGGUGAGGCUCAAGGUUCUGCCUCCCAAAUCGAAAGUUUACGCGCAGAUCUCAAAGAAGGGCCAUCUCAUGCAAAUGUCACAGGGUAUGAAGACAAGGAGCUGGAUUUCAAGGAGAAAGGGGUAGCCGAGGAGAGGUUUGAGGUUGUAAGGUAG
Botrytis byssoidea is the source of this 303-nucleotide messenger RNA. RefSeq lists its product as uncharacterized. NCBI's taxonomy places the organism in Eukaryota, Fungi, Ascomycota, Leotiomycetes, Helotiales, Sclerotiniaceae. Gene Ontology annotation, molecular function: acylphosphatase activity. The coding region runs from base 1 to 303 and encodes 100 amino acids. The transcript is spliced from 4 exons. The record is from RefSeq and is a predicted model, not a curated record.